CGGGGGCUCGGGGGCCGGGCUCCCCCCACCUCGAGACCCAGAGCGGCGGCGGACUGGGAGGGGCCGGGCGGCGCAUGCGCGGGGCCCGGGGCGCGGGGCGAGGGCGCUUGCCGCGGGCUCGUGCCGGGGAUCCCGGGGCCCAGGGGGCCGCCCCUUGCUCGGCCUCCCUCCGCGCGCCCGUGGCCUGCCCGGAGCCUCGGCGUUCACAGCUGUCGCUGGGGCUGGGACCUGGGCAGAGGUCGAGACCCAGGACCUCAGAGACACUGGGUCCUCAGGUUGUCCCCCCGGAGAGAAGGCCCACCAGGCGGGGGCAUCAGGCGCGCCCUUCCUUCUGCGUGGUCGAGCUUGGGCGUCACCGACUGGGGGCGUUUCCCGAGAACGCCGGGGAUCCCCUAGGCCAGGUGGUGGAGAGUUGGGGAGAAUCCAGAGGACAUAUCGUUGUAAUCAUUUCGUCCUUUACCUUCUUACUGCCAAGGCUGCUGUGAAAGGCCCUGCCUCUGCUGUGAAGUAACAGUUUGUGGCCAGACAAGUCCAGAACCAAGACGUUGCCAUCACAGGUAAAUAGAAGGAACGUGGAGCCCGGCGGUGGGACCAGCCCUAUCCAGUCGAGAUGGUGGACACAGAGAGCCCGAUUGGUCCCCUCUCCCCACUCGAGGCUGAUGAUCUGGAAAGUCCACUCUCUGAAGAAUUCCUGCAAGAAAUGGGAACCAUUCAAGAGAUUUCUCAGUCCAUUGGUGAGGACAGUUCUGGAAGCUUUAGUUUUACAGAAUACCAGUAUUUAGGAAGUGGUCCAGGUUCAGAUGGCUCCGUUAUUACAGACACCCUCUCACCAGCCUCGAGUCCCUCGUCUGUCUCUUACCCUGUGGUUCCUGGCAGCACCGAGGAAUCGUCCAGCGUAGCACUGAACAUCGAGUGUAGAAUCUGUGGGGACAAAGCCUCAGGCUACCAUUACGGAGUUCACGCAUGUGAAGGCUGCAAGGGUUUCUUUCGGAGAACUAUUCGGCUAAAGCUGGCAUAUGACACAUGUGACCGUAGUUGCAAGAUUCAGAAAAAGAAUCGGAAUAAGUGCCAGUAUUGUCGUUUUCACAAGUGCCUUUCAGUUGGGAUGUCCCAUAAUGCAAUUCGUUUCGGACGAAUGCCAAGAUCUGAAAAAGCAAAAUUGAAAGCAGAAAUCCUUACAUGUGAACACGACCUAGAAAAUUCCGAAACCGCAGAUCUCAAAUCUCUCGCCAAGAGGAUUUACGAGGCCUACUUGAAGAACUUCAACAUGAACAAGGUCAAGGCCCGGGUCAUCCUCGCAGGAAAGGCCAGCAACAAUCCGCCUUUUGUCAUACACGACAUGGAGACGUUGUGUAUGGCCGAGAAGACUCUCGUGGCCAAGCUGGUGGCCAACGGCAUCCAGAACAAGGAGGCAGAGGUCCGCAUCUUCCACUGUUGCCAGUGUACGUCUGUGGAGACGGUCACGGAGCUCACAGAAUUCGCCAAGUCCAUCCCGGGGUUCGCAAACUUGGACUUGAACGACCAAGUCACUUUGCUGAAAUAUGGAGUUUACGAGGCCAUAUUUGCAAUGCUGUCUUCUGUGAUGAAUAAAGACGGGAUGCUGGUAGCAUAUGGAAAUGGUUUUAUAACUCGUGAAUUCCUAAAAAGCCUAAGAAAACCAUUUUGUGAUAUCAUGGAGCCCAAGUUCGAUUUUGCAAUGAAGUUUAAUGCACUGGAGCUGGAUGACAGUGAUAUUUCCCUUUUUGUGGCUGCUAUAAUUUGCUGUGGAGAUCGGCCCGGCCUUCUAAAUGUGGGACACAUUGAAAAAAUGCAGGAGGGUAUCGUGCACGUGCUCAAACUUCACUUACAGAGCAACCAUCCCGACGACGUCUUUCUCUUCCCAAAACUCCUGCAAAAGAUGGCAGAUCUGCGGCAGCUGGUCACGGAGCAUGCGCAACUGGUGCAGGUGAUCAAGAAGACAGAGUCCGACGCCGCCCUGCACCCGCUGCUGCAGGAAAUUUACAGGGAUAUGUACUGAUUUCUUGGAAACGCACACAAAAAAACUUUUCAAGCGUUUUUAAAGGCGACAGCACUACAAGUGAGAGAUGGGAGCAACGCAACUUUGCACAAGUGUCACCAUUUGAACCUGGGACGAAGGAAAGUAUAAGCUCUAGGUAACCGGAAUCCUGUUCCAUGUUUCUUUCCUUUUUUAACCACUGCUUCAAGAAAUGCGAGUGAUAAACAGCUAUUAGUCAGGACUUGGAAAAUUAAGCAGAAUGGUGUUCAGUGGUCUGAUUUAAUGCACCCGAUGUGAAUCAAUGCAGAUUUUUGUCACAUUAGGAAUUUACUGGUGAAUUAACCUCAAAAUACGUGGUCUGUCUUCCCUUUUCACCACCUUUUGACUGUUGUGCUCCUUUAUAAUUUUGAAAACUAAUCAGCACUUUGUAAUUUUUAUAAUCCUGUAAACCUAGAUGUCUCCAAAGGUUAGGUAUUUUAAAAGUUUCCUGAAUUUGAAGAAAGACAACAUGCUGUUUUUGAAUCGUAGGAUUUAGAAUGUCAAAGAAUGAUUCGAUAAGCUAUCAAAAUGCAGCGAUUGUUUUGUUUCAGUUCGCUGUUUUUGUGGUGUAACUAAUAUGUGAAAAAGCCUAUUCCCAGGUUUGUGUAGAUCCCGGAAAGCCACGUCUCACGGGCCCUCUGGACUCGAUCCUCCGCCUGUUUAAGGCUAGUGUCUGUGGUCAACAGGAACAAGACAGACUCUGAAGCAUGUCAGCUUCCCAUUCCUCUCACCUCCAUUUCCUAUCAAAUCUGAACCAACUGACUCAGGCUGUUUGGGGGCCAGGGUCACGUCUCCAGGGGCAAAGUGACAAGUUAUUUGUAAAUCUUGCUCUGGGCCCCCUCUGUCAAGGCAGCUCCUUGGUCUUUUUCUGUGUUGCUUUUUUAAACAUGCGGCUUAAUUUUUAUAACUCUUGCUGGUGGUAGCUGCUCCCUGGAGUGGAGAAGACGAGGCACAGGUGACUUUAUAGUGUGGCCUGGGGGCAGGGGUCUCAUCUGGAGAA
This is a messenger RNA of Balaenoptera musculus (blue whale), 3035 nucleotides long. RefSeq names its product peroxisome proliferator activated receptor alpha (gene PPARA). The transcript has 8 exons. Bases 611 to 2017 code for a protein of 468 amino acids. Gene Ontology annotation, biological process: cell differentiation; positive regulation of transcription by RNA polymerase II; negative regulation of transcription by RNA polymerase II. Gene Ontology annotation, molecular function: RNA polymerase II cis-regulatory region sequence-specific DNA binding; nuclear receptor activity; zinc ion binding. Gene Ontology annotation, cellular component: nucleus. Lineage: Eukaryota; Metazoa; Chordata; Mammalia; Artiodactyla; Balaenopteridae. The record is from RefSeq and is a predicted model, not a curated record.